This is a messenger RNA of Bolinopsis microptera, 1628 nucleotides long. Its product is annotated as NADP-specific glutamate dehydrogenase-like. Lineage: Eukaryota; Metazoa; Ctenophora; Tentaculata; Lobata; Bolinopsidae. The transcript is spliced from 11 exons. Bases 9 to 1430 code for a protein of 473 amino acids. Gene Ontology annotation, cellular component: cytosol. The record is from RefSeq and is a predicted model, not a curated record. Gene Ontology annotation, molecular function: L-glutamate dehydrogenase (NADP+) activity.
CAGGUAAGAUGGCAGGAACAAUAGAGGAGAGAAUAGAGGAGAUACUCCGAGCGCUGAAGGGACGUCACCCUGGUCAGGAGGAGUUCAUGCAGGCUGUAGAGGAGGUGCUGGUGUCUCUGAAACCUCUCUUUGAGAACCAGGGAGAGGAGGAUUACCUGGGAGCCUUCAGUGUGAUUGCUGAGCCGGAGAGAGUGAUCAAGUUUAGAGUACAGUAUCCAACCUUCGGACCUGAAGGAGCCGAAUUACACACUACAACUGGUUACAGAGUUCAGUUCAACUCAGCUCUGGGUCCCUACAAAGGGGGUCUCCGCUUCCACCCUUCAGUCUCUGAGAGUAUUAUCAAGUUCCUGGGGUUCGAGCAGAUCUUCAAGAACGCACUCACUAACCUGCCUAUUGGUGGCGGGAAAGGGGGAUGUGUCUUCGAUCCUAAGGGUAAGAGUGACAGCGAAGUGAGGAUGCUGUGUGAACACUUCAUGAAGGGGCUUUACAGACACAUUGGACCCAACCUGGACGUACCUGCUGGUGAUAUUGGAGUAGGAGGACGAGAAAUAGGCUACAUGUACGGAGAGUAUGUAAGACUGAAGGGGCAGCCUGACAUGGGAGUACUGACGGGGAAGAGUACAGACUUUGGGGGUAGCAAACUAAGACCUGAAGCUACAGGAUACGGACUCGUUUAUAUUACUUUGGAAGCAUUGAAGAAGUACAACCACUACAGAUAUCUACCUGAAGAGAGGAGAGCUGGAGUUGCUGAAAACUGUUUCAAAGGUUUGAAAGUGCUGAUUAGCGGCUCUGGGAAUGUAGCCCAGUUCGCUGCCCAGAAAGUAAUGGAACUAGGAGGUCAGGUGUGCUCUUUCUCUGACUCUACUGGAACCAUCACCUCCACUGAAGGUUUCAGUGAGGACCAGCUGAAGGAACUGUUCCAUCUGAAGAACGUGAAGAGAGGAAGAGUAAGUGAAAUGAGUACUGCUGAAGGGUUGGAAUAUCACGCCGGGAAAUCCGUCUGGGAACUAGGUCUGAACUGUGAUAUAGCUCUGCCCUCUGCUACUCAGAACGAGAUAACGUUGGAGGGAGCAAAGAACCUUGCAGCGGGGGGUUGCUGGUGUGUGGCUGAAGGAGCAAACAUGCCGACAACCAACGAAGCAGUAGACUACCUGAAAACUAAAGUUGACAUCUACAUUCCUGCUAAGGCGGCUAAUGCUGGUGGGGUGGCUACUUCAGCUUUGGAGAUGGCUCAGAACUCUGCCAGGCUGUUCUGGUCCAGUGAGGAGGUGGACGAGAAACUAAACGGAAUCAUGACGAACAUUUUUGCUACAGCUUACAAAACCGCACAGGAAUUUGAUAGACCUUGGGACUUACAAUUUGGAGCAAACGCUGCCGGCUUCCUUAAAGUGUACAAAGCGUACAAAGCCAUGGGAUAUCUUAAAUUCUAAGACACCUUUAAUAUGAUAGUAUAUAUGGGUAUAAGGUGUGAAACACUUAUGGGACAAUGCAAGAUAUUGACUUUUUAUGACCAAACCAUAUGCGAUUCGCAUAAUUUCAAUUAAUGUUAACGUUUUAGUUGUAUAAUAUUAAUAUAAGGAAUGAUUCUAUUUCAGUUUUGAUUUUAUUGAUAUAAAAAGUAAGUCUGA